AGCGGCAGCAGCUCUGAUGAGGUCGCAGGAGUCUGACUCUUUCUCGCUUACAGAACAGCGGCGCACCGGCAGCUAUCGAGCGCAUCCGUGCCGGGAUACGAUAGGUUUCAUACGGGCAUUACUGACGGGGAGACUCGGCUGUAUUUAUCGCCAGUUGUAUUUUUUUAUAUUAGUGCUUUUAUUUGUGAUGCUCAUAUUCUCAAAGCGUUUUCUUGACGUUUUUAUAUAUGUGUAUAUUAGUAGUUGUAUGACAGUUGGGGUUGAUUGGAUGUUCACCCCAUAACCUUGAAUAGGCGGAUAGUUAAAGAAUAAAUUAUAUGCUAAUGUUAACCGCUCAGCUGCAAAACUCAGGUUGUUUAGUCAUUUAGGUGUAACUGGACAUUGUGAGAAGUUCUUCUUUAUUUCAAACAACGUCACAAAGCGGCAUUAGACAUGAUGAUGAACAUUGUCGUGGAGUUUUUCGUGGUCAUUCUCAAAAUUCUCUGGGCCAUCGUGAUGGCCGGACUCAAGUGGCUCAUACGGCCGAAGGAGAAGAGCGUAGCGGGGCAGGUGUGCUUGAUCACCGGGGCGGGCGGCGAACUCGGGCGGCUCUUCGCCAAGGAGUUCGCCCGGCGCCGGGCUACACUGGUGCUGUGGGACAUCAACAGCCACAGCAAUGAGGAAACUGCCGAGAUGGUGCGACAGAUCUACAGAGAGCAAGACAACCCGAUGACUAAAGAGGGAGCUGUUGGGGGUGUGGAAGAGGUCCCUCCGUUCCAGCCGCAGGUGUAUACGUAUGUGGUUGAUGUGGGCAAGAGGGAAAGCGUGUACUCCACAGCAGAGAAAGUGCGCAGGGAGGUCGGUGAAGUGGACUUGUUGAUCAACAACGCUGGUGUUGUGUCCGGCCACCACAUGCUGGAGUGCCCCGAUGAGUUGAUCGAGAGAACCAUGGUGGUGAACUGUCAUGCACACUUCUGGACCACCAAGGCAUUUCUUCCCAAGAUGCUAGAGAUGAACCAUGGCCACAUUGUGACAGUUGCCAGUUCACUGGGCCUUUUCAGCACAGCUGGUGUGGAGGAUUACUGCGCUAGCAAGUUCGGUGCCAUCGGCUUCCACGAGUCCCUGAGCCAUGAAAUCAAGGCUUCGGAGAAGGAUGGUAUCAAGAUGACGCUGGUGUGUCCUUACUUGGUGGACACGGGCAUGUUCCGAGGAUGCAGAAUAAGGAAAGAGAUCGAGCCAUUUCUUCCUCCAUUGAGACCGGAGUUCUGUGUGAAACAGUCCAUGAGGGCCAUCCUGACAGACCAGCCCAUGAUCUGCACGCCUCGCAUUGUAUACAUGGUCAACUUUAUGAAAAGCAUCUUGCCCUUCGAAGCAAUCGUGUGCAUGUACCGGUUCCUGGGUGCAGAUAAGUGCAUGUACCCCUUCCUGGCUCAGAGGAAAGAGGCGAUGAACAACAACGAGGCCAAGAAUGGGAUCUAGAGGGCACUGUUUCUAACCCACAAGGGUACAUUUCUAACCCGCAUGAGGAGAAGACCACUGAGAGGGCAGAAGGAAGUGAAAAGACUGUGUUUAGACUGGUGCACUUGCAUUUGGCAAAUGCAAAGGUUUACCAUAUUGUUCCUCUGGAACAAAGAAAGCUGUGUACUACACUAAGGAUUUAUUUGUUGAUAUGUUUUGUCUUUUUUUUUAAGGGUUGUUUAAUGAAACCAUCCAUCUAUAUACUGUGUCAAUAGUUUUGAAAUCAUACAUGUAAUUAACUAUUUACGUAAUGUAGUCACCAGCAUUAUAUAGCGUCUUUGUGAAACUAUACAGUAUGUUACUGUAUGAACAGUAAAUUCUUGUCACUUUUUUUUUUUGUUUGUGUGUAGACAUGCACUGUAUUUACUUUCCUCUACACUGCCGACAUUAUCUACACAGUUCAGCGUGGCACCAUGCCACUCCAUUUCCCAAUCUGAUCCAUUUAAAGGCAGCGGCAGGAGAUCAUGUGUCCGAAAGGGUCCAGCUGUGAACCAUGUGAUGUUUUAGAUGAAAUUUUUAGCAUCGUUUCCCCCACAUUUCUCUUUGUUGAUGUCAUGAGAAGUACAAGUGGGUAAAAUGCUGGUCUGUUUCCAGCUGCUGGUGGGAAGGGAGUCAUUUAUUUUUAUUUUUUUACUGUAUAAUCUACAGAGGAUUAUGAUAUAUGUAAAUGUAUGAGUUGGUCAAUCAGAAGAGAUGGCCUGGUUUUCUUCUGUCUCUGAACGUUAAAUUUAGUUUUACUUGGCCCAUUUUGAACUUGUGAAUUAACUGAAAAAACUAUUUCAUUUGUUUUGUUCUUUUUCAUAAUGGAUUCCGCGUGCCGUUUUUACAAUGAGUCAUUCACAUUUCAAAUUCAUGUAAUUACCAGUUUCAGUCAGUAACACACAAUGUUUUCAUUACAAUUUUUAUGUACACACACACACACAUUCAUUCAUUUAAUGUUUUUCCUUUUUGUGUAUUCAAACCUGGACCACUGAAAUGUUUUCGCAGAAGUAUGUUUAGGCAAAAAAGGCCAGCACACGAGUUUAAACUACAUUCCAAUAGGUGCCCUUCACCGACUGUGAUGAGCCUAAAAUCUCUACCUCUUCAUAUUUUUUUUUUCAUUCGUUAACAGUAUGACAUAAAUACUCUUUUUGUAACUUUCCUAAAGAGUGCUCUAUAGAGGAGCACACAACAUGGUUCCAAUGUUUAGUGUCUCUACCUAACUUAAAUUAAUAAAAUGAUUUAGAUUA
This is a messenger RNA of Carassius auratus (goldfish), 2726 nucleotides long. RefSeq names its product retinol dehydrogenase 10-A. Gene Ontology annotation, molecular function: oxidoreductase activity, acting on the CH-OH group of donors, NAD or NADP as acceptor. The transcript is spliced from 6 exons. Gene Ontology annotation, cellular component: lipid droplet. The coding region runs from base 433 to 1458 and encodes 341 amino acids. The record is from RefSeq and is a predicted model, not a curated record. NCBI's taxonomy places the organism in Eukaryota, Metazoa, Chordata, Actinopteri, Cypriniformes, Cyprinidae.